GGGAGCGGGCUGUCUUAAUACUUCAUUCUUAAGAUUACUCCUCGAAAGUCGAAAGUAUAUACUCUCUUCAUCACUACUGACUGUAGAAUCAGAAACUAAAACAAAAUAUGGGAAAAUGGUGGAGCUCUUGGUUGCCUUUAAUGGCGGUGGUGAUGAUGUUUCUACAUGCGAAUCUUAUCAGCGGGGAAGAUCCUUAUAGGUUCUAUACUUGGAAUGUUACAUAUGGUGAUAUGUACCCUCUCGGUGUCAAACAACAGGGGAUAUUAAUAAAUGGGCAAUUUCCAGGACCACCAAUUGAGUGUGUGACCAAUGACAACUUGAUUAUCAAUGUUUUCAACAAUUUGGAUGAGCCCUUUCUCAUUUCCUGGAAUGGCGUCGAGCAGAGGAGAAAUUCAUGGCAAGAUGGAGUCUAUGGUACUAAUUGUCCCAUACCACCGGGCAAUAACUUCACUUAUGUUCUCCAAGUCAAGGAUCAGAUUGGUAGUUUCUAUUACUUCCCUUCCCUUGCCUUCCACAAAGCAGCAGGAGGGUUCGGUAGCAUAAAUAUCGCCAGUCGCUCUGUGAUUCCAGUUCCUUUUCCUCCUCCGACUGGAGAGUUCUCCAUACUUACUGGAGAUUGGUUCAAACAAAACCACAAUGACCUCAAAGCAAUUUUGGACAGUGGGCACGAUCUUCCCUUCCCUGACGGGCUUCUUAUCAACGGACGUGGAUCGAAUGGUUAUACAUUCACCGUAGAUCAAGGAAAGACUUACAGAUUGAGGAUAUCAAAUGUUGGGCUUACAACUUCCAUCAAUUUCAGAAUCCAGGGGCAUAAAAUGAUGGUGGUUGAAGUAGAAGGGACUCACACUGUGCAAAAUACAUAUGAUUCCCUUGAUAUCCAUUUGGGACAGUCCUACUCGGUAUUGUUAACAGCAGACCAACCUGCAAAAGAUUACUACAUAGUUGUCUCGACACGUUUCACAUCCCAGGUUCUCACAGCUACGUCUACUCUUCGUUAUAGUAACUCAGCCGGAAGUGUUUCUGGCCCUCCUCCCAGUGGACCAACAACAGAAAUUGACUGGUCUCUCAAUCAGGCCCGAUCUCUCAGGCGUAAUCUAUCAGCUAGUGGGCCGAGACCUAACCCCCAGGGUUCCUACCACUACGGAUUGAUCAACACCACACGCACAAUUAGGCUCGCGAAUUCAGCUCCAAUCAUCAACGGGAAGCAAAGAUAUGCUAUCAACAGUGUGUCAUUUGUUCCAGCAGAUACACCACUUAAACUUGCUGAUCACUUCAAUAUUCCUGGGGUUUUUACCCUUGGAAGCAUUCCGGAUAGCCCUACAGGUGGUGGUGCUUACCUUCAGACAUCCGUUAUGGCUGCUGAUUUUCGAGCUUAUACUGAGGUUAUCUUUGAGAAUUUAGAAGACAGUGUGCAAUCUUACCACAUCGAUGGCCACCAUUUUUUCGUUGUAGGGAUGGGUGGAGGAGAGUGGACUCCUGCAAGCAGAUUAACAUACAACUUAAGGGAUACGAUUUCUCGUUCAACUGUUCAGGCGUAUCCGAAGUCUUGGACUGCACUUUACAUGCCAUUAGAUAAUGUGGGAAUGUGGAAUAUAAGGUCUCAGAACUGGGCUCGCCAAUAUUUAGGACAACAGUUUUAUCUGCGAGUUUAUUCCCCUGCAAAUUCCUGGAGAGACGAAUAUCCAAUUCCCAGCAAUGUCCUUCUUUGUGGUAGAGCAUCAGCCCGAGGAAUUUUGAACUAAUAAUUGGAACAAUUUGCAGAACUGCUACAUGAAGGUGGCUAGCAUCAUAUUAAAUUUAAAUAGGGAUUUAUCUGCAAAUAAUAAAUGCAGUUGGAGUCUCUCUUUUCUUUUAUAUAAGUUGUUACAGAUGUGCUCAUUGAACUAAUGCGAUUCUUGAUUUUAUUUAGUUGUCUUUGGCUUCA
Molecule: messenger RNA, 1924 nt
Organism: Nicotiana attenuata
Lineage: Eukaryota; Viridiplantae; Streptophyta; Magnoliopsida; Solanales; Solanaceae
Product: L-ascorbate oxidase homolog
Exons: 8
Coding region: 108-1742 (544 amino acids)
Molecular function (GO): oxidoreductase activity; copper ion binding
Source: RefSeq, a predicted model, not a curated record